Messenger RNA from Microbotryum saponariae, 3794 nucleotides. Lineage: Eukaryota; Fungi; Basidiomycota; Microbotryomycetes; Microbotryales; Microbotryaceae. The record is from the annotation of a GenBank genome assembly.
AUGUCACGCCAGAGGAGAAGGACCCCAUCUCGACCUCGAGACCAACUGCAGCGCUCACAUUGGAGGAAGUGGAGCGAGCCGCACUGCAAACAAAGGGAUCGGAACAGAUCAUCGGCAACGGAGGCACUCCUCAAACGCGCAAACCAUCGAGUCAGAACAUUGUGAAGGAAGAGAAGAGGCAAGAAAGGGCAGGUCAGUGGGACCGAUGGCUCUCUGACGCGGCGCGAUGCACGGCGACUCAUCAGCUGAUCGGAAACCCGGCGCUCGAACUCACAGCAACCCCUGGUUCCGUACCGAAAUUCGGAGCUUUCGUUUCGCCUUUCGACAUACUCACUCAAGCACAUGCCUCUGAACUACAGCACGGGAAGAAUGAGGCCGUCAAUCCCAAGACGGAGGUCAACAUUGAAACGUCGGAAGUGGAGGACCUGCCCACGCCCCGCCCGGCCUCUGCGGCUCCGCCGUCGGUACCGUCAAGUUCGACCCAUCCGGCCAGCCAAGAACACAUAAAUGUCUCGGAUAAGGCGGGGAAAGAUGCUUCCGAGGGUCAAGCCUUGACUGCGACAAAAGCUGCUCCUCUUGAUCUGCUCGUUAAGAAGUACCUUUCCGACUCGCCGAGCCAUGCACCAAAGUGGGCCCCACGCGGGCUUCAACUGCCUCCGAGACGAGGCUCGAUUGCACCGCCCAUGGCUCAGCAUCUCACUAUCGAUAUCUCGGCACCCAACUUGGAUUCGCUCGACUCCGCAGCGCUAGUAGAAACGACCCCGGUCGUGCUUUUCGAGGUCCCGUACGAAUGGUCGCCGGGGCGUCGCUCUGCCAUCACCUCCCACGUUUUUGUAUGGAGUACGAGCAAAGGCCGCAUUCGUGUUGUCGAUCGUCGUUCGGGCGCCAAGAUCUUGCUCAAGGGCCACAAAUCUGCGAUCGCGGACUUGUCGAUCGCGCCUGCACCCGAGGCCGAUGCUUCGCGGAUGAUCACCAGCAUCGGCGUCGAUGGCCGUCUGAUCGUGUACAGCGUGCCCGAUUCAUUCUCACAAGAUAACGCACCGACGCACAAGGUCCUCGAGCUGGAGGGCUCCGCUCUCGUAGAGGGGGCCAAGUUCCGCUCGGCCCGAUUCCACCCUCAAUUCCCCACCGUGCCACGACUCGCCCUCGUACUUGGCUCGUCGAGCGUCGUUAUCAUGCACUUAGAGCGGGCUCGAAUGCCCGAUGUGUCGAUCGAGUCUGCGGUGCGAACUGCGAACUGUGGGGAAGGGCUGGCCAGUGUAUGCUUCUCUCCCGAUGGCACCGCAUUCGCUGCUCUCACCGUCGGAUCUGGGGUGACGAUUCGCAAGACCAGCGCCCCGGAGAAGAUUCUGUGGUCUCGAUUUCCGACGUUGACCCCAGCCGAUGGCGCGGAAGCAACCGAGAUCGCGUUCCUCACCACCUCGAACGGACGACCGGCUGGGCUCGUCCUAGCGGCUCGUGAGGGUAGUCGUCUCCAGCUGCUGUCACUCUCUCGAGGCGGUCACGCGCCCCCUGACACGAAUUCGAUCGAGUUCACCCUCUCUGCGAAAAUGGCGGAAGCCCAGUCCUGUACCAAUUUUGCCCAUCUCUUCUACCACCAGCCCAGCACCACGCUUUUCGUAUCCUCUUCCGCCAGAGGAUCGCUUUUCGCUUUCCGAAUCGGUGUCGACGAGUCCGAGAGUUCACGUUCAGCUCCCGACUGCGAUCUGUUUGCCCAUCGAAGCGAGCUCAUGGAGCCGCGAGUGGAGCAUGUCGCCGAGAUCGCCACUGCCGAACCUCUCGUCGAAAUUUCCGUUGACGAGGACUUUUCGGGCGCACGUUCCAGCGACACACCAUCGUUGUCGACGCUCAUCGCUCAUCCCGGUGGCUUGCAUGCCGUCACAUUCGACUUCCCCGGCCUCGCGGUGGGAAAGGGGAGAGGGCACGACAGCGACGACGAUGACGAGCCGUACGGCGGACCCGGUCGACGUAUGAGCCUGGAGGGAUCGAUUCGCGUCGAGUCGGAGGUCGAGGUUGUGGUUGAUGUCGAUGAAGUCUCGACAUCCUCUCCUCAUUCUCGCCUGGCGGUCAAGUUGAAACUCGAGGAACCGAUUCAGGAAGAACCCGGCAGCGCCGCGGCAGAGGUACCUCAAGCGAGCUCUCGCGAUGGUCCCAAUAGUCCCGAGGGCGAUAUCCCCGCAUGGAAGGCGACUCACAACCAAGUCGAGGAUCCGGUCAGCCAUCCCAGCACACCUGCGCGUGGUCAGAAAGGAGCGAAACAGGCGUCAGUCACACCCGACGUUUCGCGUGAGCUGCGCAGAGUCGAGGACCGCAUCACCAAGGCGAUUCAGAAGGAGAUGCAGGUGCAAGCCCACCACGCCGCCGAGGAACGGGCUAAUGACCGAACCGCGGAUGUAGCAAGACAAGAGACUUUGUUGAAACUGGUGUCGAGCGCGUUGUCGAAGAAGUUGGAUACGACGGUGAGGGAGCAGAUGCGAGCGCAGGUCAUCCCGUCGAUGAGCAAGUUGGUCACCGCUUCGAUCAACGAACAGGUCGCUCGAGGGAUCGAGGAGGCUAUGAGCGAGGUCAGUAGUGUUGCCGAGUCUCUGAUAAUCGUCCGAUUUAAUCGCUAACGCUAGUCUGUUUCCGGUGGCCAGACGCUACCAAGAGAGCUGCGCAAGCUUUUGUCUCGUCCCGAGAUGAGCAACCACAUCGCACAGAGUGUAUCGGCUGCGAUUGUUCCUUCCAUCUCUGAAGCGGUCGAACGCCAACUGCUGUCGGUCGUCGCCACCGGUGUCAUCCCUGGCUUCAAUUCAUCGCUCGCUUCGGCGGUCGAGGGUGUGAUGCAGUCGGUUCGCGACACCGUCCUCGCCGAGAUGACCGACGUGCGCAAAGAGAUCGUGCAGGAGCAGGCUGGUGCGAUCGUCGAGCUGGAAACCUUGGUCGGCGACCUCAAGGGGGAAAUCUCGGAGCUCAAGACCUCGUUGGUGCGGAUGGAGCAGCUCGUGCUCUCUCUUUGCAACAGAUCAUCCGCAUCAUCGGUCGCUGCAGCACCGAAUCGUCAGCCAGGCGCAUCGACAUCGCGACGACAAGCCUCGGUCUCCCAAGCCCAGCCCCACCCGCCGACUCAGCAGGUGGUGCAUGCACCGACCCAGCGGCAGCCUUCUUCGUCCAGUGCGCUUUCGACAUUCACUCACCCACAAUCGUCUGACGGGGACUAUGCCGAUGAAGACUAUGAAGAAAUGGUCAGUUAUGACGGGCUACUUGCCCCUGAACUGCCCUGGGCUCACACCGUUUCGCUCCACCUCCCCAUAGUUCACCGACGCAUUGCAACCGCAGCACGCCCCCGAAUUUGCUGAACUAUUGAGUAUCAUCGGAUCUUCAUCUCCCGCCACAGCCGACCGCGUCUUCCCUCCCACGUCGUUGCCGCCCCGGAUCUCGCCUCCUGUGAUUCUAUCGCUCGCAUAUCAGCUCGCAGGGCGCCUGUCCGGUCAACCCGGGCCUUUCAACGCCGAGGCUCGACAGUAUCUGCUCUGGGUGCAGAAGUGCCUUUCCGCGAUGGACAGGAAGGUGCGUCGCAUGUUCCUGGUGUCUCGAGAGGUGUUGGAGCGCGAAGCUGACCGGAGCUCCUGCAAUGAUCUUUCUGCCAGGCCGAGGAGGUGCGCGAGUUUGUCCCCAAAGUUAUCGAGACCGUCAUUGUCUGCCUGCAUGCGAGAGCCGAUACCAUAGCCGCAUCACACGACCGACGGGGGCUGGACGAGAUCCGAGCGGUGGAGAGGCUUGCUCAUAGCCAGUUGAGACAGUUUGUCGGUUAG